This is a messenger RNA of Musa acuminata subsp. malaccensis (wild Malaysian banana), 827 nucleotides long. RefSeq names its product probable inactive nicotinamidase At3g16190. NCBI's taxonomy places the organism in Eukaryota, Viridiplantae, Streptophyta, Magnoliopsida, Zingiberales, Musaceae. The record is from RefSeq and is a predicted model, not a curated record.
ACUACGCUCACUUCUAUCCGUUUCUUGGCUUCGGUGGUUCGGGAAGGGGUCGAGCCUCGUCGUCUCGAUCGAAGGGGAGAGCGAGGAGGGCGAUGGCGGCGCCGAAUUGGAGCGAGACGGCGAUGCUCGUCAUCGAUAUGCAGAACGAUUUCGUGCUGCCGGAGACGGGGAGCCAGUUUAUUGUUUCCGGCGGCGAAGCUAUCGUCGCAUCCGUGAUCCAGGCCGUAGCAAUCGCCCGGGAGCGUGGCAUUUUGGUGAUUUGGGUUGUUCGAGAACAUGACCCUUUAGGAAGAGACGUUGAGCUUUUCCGCAGGCACUUCUAUUCUGAUGGUAAAGGGCCAACAGCAAAGGGUUGCAAGGGUGCAGAACUAGUUGAUGGGCUUGUAAUCAAAGACAGAGACUAUAAGUUGGUGAAGACACGCUUUAGUGCAUUUUUUGCCACACAUCUUCAUUCUCUUCUGCAGAGCUGUGGAAUCAAGAGUUUGGUUGUUGUCGGAGUUCAAACCCCAAAUUGUAUCAGGCAAACUGUAUUUGAUGCUGUUGCUCUAGAUUACCAUCAUGUAACUGUCAUUGUAGAUGCAACAGCUGCUGCUACUCCUCAAAUUCACUAUGAUAACAUCAGAGAUAUGAAAAAUAUAGGAGUGGCUACACCGACACUGCAAGAAUGGUUGCAGCUGUGAUGUUUCAUUAUGCAAUUAUGUAGAUCCUGUUAACAUUUGAUGUGUGAUUUGCUAUCUUCGUUUGUAAGAAUGUCCCCUAAUAUAUCUUCAUGCACUUGUACAAUUAAGCGUAAUGGUUCUAUGAGCAACCAGAGUUGUCUCUCUUGA